UUCACCGAUCCUUUUGCUCACUCUGGACACAAAUACUUUCUAACAAAAAUAUAUCCAGAAAACUGUUAAAAUAACAUGUGAUUAAACUGACAAAAAUUACAACUGUCGUAACUUUCCCAAUAAGAUACUUAGAAGGCAGUGCACAUUUGUAAAAUACAAUAAACAUAAUAAUUGCCAUGAAAUUAAUGAGCCACCUGUUUUUAAAUAACUUGUAGCGUUACAGAUUCACUUUUCUGGUUUUAAAUUAUGUUCGCAUGUUUUGAUUAUUUCACACAUAUACGACAUGUUAUUGUGUCUAACCUACUUGUAUAGGUCCCCAAAUAAACAUCUUAAAUAAUUUUAAUAUUCAGCCUAUCUAGUGCAAAUAUUUUGCCUCUUCAUUAACAGUUACUGUCUAAAACACAAGAUGGCGCAUUUUACUAUUUUACCAUGGUUACACUGUUAAAGCGCAUCUUUUUACUACAGAUGAAAAUGCUACUGUUAGAAAAAGAUUAAAGACUAGGAGAUAUUUUAACGUAGCAAUUUAUUUGAAUCUGUUACAAGACUUCGCAAUAGACAGAGUGAAGCUAAGGUGAAAGAUGUAACGUAAGCCCGCUACAGAUAUGCCUUCUCCAAAAACGAUACCUCACCGGACCAUGUGGUCUCUUCAGGUCCUUGUUAAAAAGCGAGUCAUUGAUACUGGUCGGUUGUGUACGUCUCGAUUCGGUCGCCUUUCCAGUUUGACAACAUUCCCUUCACCUGACACUGACAAGCAGCAAUUUCUAAAGAACCUUUUUUUUUUUUUUACCUUCAUUUUAUAACUUCACGCUCAACGUGAGCGACACUUUGACUUGAAGCUUGUCGUAUUUUUUUUUUACAUUUUUUUUUUUAAACGUGUGUAAGGUACAGGUGAAUUUAGCGCUGUCCUUCCAGAAGGGUCUUAUCUGCCCAGCGAUGGACGAGGAAGCGCAAGACUCCGAGUGUCCAGUUUGCUACGAGAGUCUUCAGGAAUCACCCCGCACACUGAGCUGCGGACACGUAUUCUGCCACGACUGCCUUGUCAGAACGUUUGUCAGCGUGAACCGGGACGAGAUAGUCACCAGGGACAGUAUCAUCUGUCCCAUUUGCAGACACGUUACAUUCGUUACCAAGCAAGGACUUGGUGGAUGCAGCGGCAAAACGGAAAAGAACGCGAAGAUUUUGGAAGUGCCCUCGCCAUCUAAUUCACGCUCUCUGAAUGUUCGACUUCCCUGGAUAGGACAAUGCAUACCAUGGGUUUCGUCCAGACGGAGCCGUCAGAGACUUGUCUGUCCUAAGGAGUCCUUGCAGGUUUUCAUCAUCAGCGACCUGGGGCGCCCCAUGUCUGAAGAAGAUAUUAUUGAUGUUGGGGCAAACGCGGGGAUUCAAGAAAACAGCAGGACCCUUCGGUGUGCUCUUUGUACAACCUCACAUUGUCUCCUGAUCCUUUUGAUAGCUUUUACUUUGCUGGCUUUGGUAGCUGCAACACUCCCGUGGGUUCUGUUGGCUUGAAGUGUGUAACAUUUCCAGGACCAUAACCUUCUGUUUUCAACUAUGGCAUGACAUAAAAAUCUGUUACCUUCUGUUUCACUGACACCUGCUUUACUGCUAGACAGACUUUAUAGUUUAAAGGAACUGUAAGAAAUACAGCGAAAUCAGAGGAUCAAUAACCCUUUUUACAUUUCACUAUAGCUUGCCAUGUCCCCAAGGGGAAACCGUGAUCUGCCCUUUAUCCCCAAAGAGAGGACUGUGGAUUUAAACAAAAACGGCAGGAGAAAAGUACUUCCUGGAGUACUUCCACCAAAUUAUUAAUGUGAGAAAGAAUCGUUUGAAUAAGGAUGGGGCCCGUGAGAGAAGACGAGCCCGGCGGGGAUUGAAAGGGGAGAACUUUGUGGGCUGAGGUUAUGUGGCCAUUCUGAGAAAGGAGCCAGGUUUCAGCUCAGGAAGGGAGAUGCUAUGUGUUCGUUAUGUAGGUUGCAUUCCCAUGUGUUUCUUUUGCAGGGGGCACACCCUUGCUUUUCAAGCACUUCAGGUCCCACAGGUUGGGAGACUCAUUUUUCCCAUUCGUCUCUUCUCUCGCCGCGCCUGCUGACCAAAGCGUACUGGCUGACACAGCUGAAGUACUAACUUUACAUGGAUAUAUUCAUUUCACCACCUUCUUCAGUCUGGUUAAAGGAAAGCACAUCCAUUUUUCAAGAUCUACAUGGUUUUACAAUUACAUUAAAAAAAACAAACAAACAAAAGAAACAGCAUUAUGACUCUCGUGUGUGUUUGUGCAUUACUAGGUUUUGCUUCCAGCACUCCAAUUUGCCACCUUUAUUUCUCUUAUAAUGGAAAUGUAUGAUAAUAUUUUACACUGUAUUAUAAGUAUAGAAAUUGUAUGACAUUUAAACCAUAGUUUGUCUUACUAUAACACCAGUUUCCUAAUAAUUCCCCAAAUUUGAUUCCGUCUUCUGUUUAAACUGUCCUUUACAGGCAAGGUCUCUGGGACACAAGCAAUCAGAACAGACAACCCAGAAGUAUUAAAAAUGUAGAGUUCUCGUUCUCUCUCUGUCUCUCUCUUUCUCUUUCUCUCUCUGUCUCUGUCUCUCUCUCGCUCGCGCUCUCUCUCUCACAUUCUGAACAGGAUUGCGCUAGGCUUCACGGUACACACUGUGUUGUUCCACUGAUAUGCUAAGCUGAAAGGAGGAGCAAAGAUCGGAAGGGCGUGACUUACAAGUUGGGACGUAAGUUAUGAAUGGAGAGAAGAGGCUUUACAUCAAUGAUCUGAUACAUAAAGCCACACCUGUUUGUUGUUGUUUGCUUUUUUUUUUAACCUGCUGGUUGUAGAUACCUCACAUUUUUUGGCCGCCUCUCCUGUUUGCUCAUAACAUUGAAGAAUUUCAAAAGAAAGUGAGAAGAUUUCAAAAGAAAUUGGUAGUGCAUAUCCACUGCAUUAUCAAAUCCACGUCCCGGUCUUAAGACCGCCAAAAAAAUAAAAUAAAAUAAAAAUAGUAAACUGGCAAUGGCGAUGUUUAGAUUUCUGGGCAGCAAACAAAUAAUGAGUUUAUACUGUAUUUAUACAACUUGUCUUGUCCAUUAAAUGUAAUUAUUUGCAGUACAACAUUAUUGAAGACUGAACUGCACUUUAUUGUGAAUGUUGUGAAUGUUAGGUGAUCAUUAAACAAUAAAAAAAAAAUUUCACAGGCUCAAAUGGCAUAUUUGUACUGAAUGAUUUUACUGCCACGUUGGAAGUCCUGGAGUCCUGGUACUAAGUGAAGACCACAGUCAACAGGUGGUUGUUCCAACCUUGCACAUGAACCUCUUUCUUCCUUAACAAAGAAAUGAUUAAAAGUUGAAAGGAAAUGUUGUGGUUGGUUGGUGUAAAUGUUAGCUGCGUUCCCCGUGGUCCUCGAUGAAUUCAGCCUGGUACCUCAAUCCUAACAUUUACAGCAGCCACAUGCAAAACAGGACAGGAUGUGGCUCACGACUGUAUGAUAACAGUACCAGCAGAGAGCAGCAGACGAGUGCACUGGCAUGUGUAUCCCCUCCUGACCAUCAGGGUUUACACAGGCAACAAGCAGAUGAACCGCAAAUCGGCACCUAAAUAACGGAAACAAACCAUGCGUCUGUUGCAGCUUCUGUAAGGUACUGACGAAGCCUUUACCUCAGUGUAGAUCAUUGUAAAGGUUGUCACAUUCAAUUGCCACUCUUAUUAAGGAUGCCCACCUGCCUCUUCAUAGAACACUGAAGAAACCAGCACAGACAGGAAAAAAAAACAAACCCGAAACAAACAAAAAAAUUUUUUAAGUGCACACAAAACUCGUCAAUAGCUUCAGGACAUAAAUAUCUAUUGUGAGGGCACUUGCAAUUAUCAUUGUAUAAUCACCACAACUAUUAAAAGAGUACUCAGUCACCAAUAAUCAUCAUAAUAAAAGUCACUGAGAACGCACACUGAGGCAUACCAUACAUUUCAGCGAAGAAGUCCUCUUGUCCCUGAAGUACACAAACGCUUAUUCAAAGGAACAGACGGUAACGAAGGCCGUGACUUUUGGGAAACUUUCGGAGUCAAGCUCUUAGGAUGGGAAAGACACAGGGUGCUUAUGGCCGCCUUCCAGUGUGCAGAACACUAGAAUAAAAGUGUAGUUCCGUUCGUUCUGCUUUCACUUCAGACGAGACCGACCGAAGCGUCGGUGGUCUGAGGUGCAGAGUGUGCAACCACAUGGAUAGCACGUCUAACCCACUUUCACAGCCUGCGUUUGGCUGUGGCUUUGAACGCGUUAACCCUGGAACACUUCGUGGAGAAGGCAGUGAGACUAGGGUGAGAUUGGCGCUUUAGAGCCUGGUCUUCUCGAUACUGACAGCCUGGAAACGACCCCUGAAGCGUUUCUGAUUUGUAAAAUAGGCUAUUUGUUUGAUGGGAUAGUACAACGGAGAAUACAAAGGCCCCUCAAAAUGGCAACGAGGAGAAUAAAGGUAAUAGAACAGCUUUGGCGACCUAAAAUAUGACUAUAUAUAUGGCUA
This is a messenger RNA of Electrophorus electricus (electric eel), 4500 nucleotides long. RefSeq names its product RING finger protein 222. Lineage: Eukaryota; Metazoa; Chordata; Actinopteri; Gymnotiformes; Gymnotidae. The record is from RefSeq and is a predicted model, not a curated record.